Messenger RNA from Cuscuta campestris, 1745 nucleotides. The record is from the annotation of a GenBank genome assembly. Lineage: Eukaryota; Viridiplantae; Streptophyta; Magnoliopsida; Solanales; Convolvulaceae.
CCGAUCGUUAUUGAUCCGUGUUUUUCUAUAUCAAUUGGGUAUUCUUGAUCGGACCCAUUUUUCAAUAACAGCCCCAAUUGAUUCUUUUUAUUCUCCUUCCCGAUUUCCAUUUGGGGAUGGAUCUUGGAAGGGAGAAUUGAUUCAGAUCUUUUGAUUGAUUAUUUCGAGUUGGGCACUCUUCAAUUCUAGGUGCUUUUGGAGCUGCGGAUAUGGAUAAGUGGGACUGUUCUUGGCAUUGAUCAGCGGGGAAUUUAGGGUUUUGAGAUCUUGAUCGAUUUUUACCUUUGGGUCUGUUUGAUGAAUCUGGCUAUAAUCAAAGAGAAGGAUAGGCUUGUGAACCAACGGUCAUCGAAUCCGGGUGAUCUCUGGCUGUUGGGUUUGCCGGUUGAGCAGAAAGUGUUUCGGGUUUGCAUCUCAAUCCACAGGUGGAACAAGGAGUUCUACAUCCUGCCCGGAGGAUAAUUCGGUCGACCCGAAUUGUUUCGGGCGUAGUAAAUUUACCAGGUGAUGGAUUCAACCCAAGAUUCAACUUUGUCUAGUAAUGUAGCAGGUUUGGUAGAUGGGUCUUCUUCUAGUGGAAGAGAGGUUUAUUAUAUUGAUCAUCUGCCCGUAUUUGCAAAGGAGUUGAUUGCUGGAGGGGCUGCUGGUGCAUUUGCCAAAACGUCUGUAGCUCCGUUGGAACGGGUUAAAAUACUUCUUCAGACAAGAACCGAAGGAUAUCGCUCCCUUGGUGUUUUUCAAUCCCUUAAAAAGCUAUGGAAGCAAGAGAGCUUUGUAGGGUUUUACAAGGGAAACGGAGCAAGUGUCAUUCGGAUUGUUCCAUACGCCGCCUUACAUUUUAUGACCUAUGAGCGGUAUCGGAGUUGGAUUUUGGACAACUAUUCUGCAUUUGGGACGGGACCCAUCGUCGAUCUUUUGGCUGGUUCAGCAGCUGGAGGAACUGCAGUGCUAUGUACAUAUCCCCUAGAUUUGGCUCGCACUAGAUUGGCUUACCAGGUUGUGGACAGAACUCUAGAAAAUAAUCCCAGCUGCCGACGUGCUCAACCUGCUGCAUACAACGGAAUAAAGCAAGUUUUCCAGUCAGUUUAUAGUGAGGGUGGGGUCCGAGCACUUUACCGCGGUGUAGGUCCCACGCUUGUGGGGAUUCUUCCUUACGCUGGGCUGAAGUUUUACAUAUAUGAGGAACUGAAGAGUCGGGUGGCCAAAGAGCACGAGAACUCCAUCAUGAUGCGUCUCUCGUGCGGCGCUCUCGCCGGUCUGUUUGGUCAGACUCUCACUUAUCCAUUGGAUGUCGUCAGGCGUCAAAUGCAGGUGGAACGAGGGAACCGUAGGUACCGUAGCACGAGGGAGGGGCUUACGGUAAUUGUGCGCGAACAAGGCUGGAGACAACUGUUUGCUGGCCUCAGCAUUAACUAUAUCAAGGUUGUUCCAUCGGUGGCCAUCGGUUUCACUGCGUAUGAUGCGAUGAAGGGCUGGCUUCGCAUUCCUCCACGGCAGAAGUAGAAACAAGCGCUUCUUCCUCUUCCUCUUCCUCUGCAUGAUAUCUUGUUUUUCCUUUAUUUCUGGCAACAAAACUUGUCCCCAGCUGUACUGUUAUUGGGUACUUUUUUCUUCUUCUGAAGAAGAAAAUGGGAUUCAAUAAGUAGUGGAGUCUACACUUAAGAUAAUUACAGAGAUCUCAUGUGAAGUUACAAGGAAUCCCAACUUGGGUACACUUUUUUGCACUCUUUAUCAACUAGCUGUAU